UGCAGCCCUACUACACUUGUGCAGCCCUGCCGGGCAAACGAUUACAAUUGUAUAUGCCGUAUUUAAGACAUAAUUUUUGUACUUAAGAAAAUCGCAAAUAAAACGGCAAAGUUAUUCGUGCAUCACAGAUUUAAAUCAAGUGCCCAAUUUACUCUGUCACAGAGUUCUAGUUUAGGGUAAGCUAAACGCUUUUAUUCAUAUAUCUUGUGCCACCGGCUUUUUAGAGGGCGCAACUGAAACAAAAAGCGCGUCGUUGGCCAUGUCCAAAAACUCUGGGCGUGAUCGAGAUCGGGAGCGCGAGCGCGACAGGGACAGAGACAGGGAUAGGGACAGAGAGCGGGAGCGGGAACGUGACAAACACUAUGAAAGUCGGAGCGGUCGUGGGGACUACGACAAUGGAAAAUCGUCACGCAACGGGGCCAGCCUGAGCAGCAGCUCGCGAGGCGGACGGGAGGAGCGCAAACGGGCCAAGGAGCCGACUAAGGAGAGUGAACGUGGUCUUGGAACGCGGCGAGAAGAGAAGCGACGUAAGCGUUCCAGGUCCAAGGAGUAUGAAAAAGACAAGUGAGUACAUAAAGCUCUAAAUAGAGUAGCUGUUCAUAAUUUCUUGCCUUGUAGACGCCAGUUGGAUCGUGAGCGUGAUAAGGAUAAGGAGCGGGAGCGAGAGCGCGAGCGGGAGCGAGAAAGGGACAGAGAACGCGAGCGCCAACGGGAACGGGAAAAAGAGCGUGAACGGGAGCGAGAGCGCGAGCGAGAGCGGGAGCGGGAGCGUGAACGGGAGCGCCAACGUGAAUUGGAAACACGACGCGCUGCCCUGCCAGCUGCACCGUUGGUUAUACCUGUUGGCUCGUCCAGCAGCUCAACGGACAACGAGGAGGAGGAGGAAAUUGACAAGGAGGAGCAACAGCGUCGCCUCGAACAAGAGAUGAUCAAACGACGCGAACGCAUCGAGCGUUGGCGUGCUGAACGCAAACAGCGCGAGCAGGAGGCGGGAAAACGAGAUGUCAAAGUGGCAGCAGCAACCACAGUAACCAAAUCGGCCAAGAAAUGGAGCCUCGAGGAUGAAUCUGAGGAGGAUGACAGCAAUCCCGCGCCAAUCAUUGACGUUGACGUAGGCAAAAAGGAACCUGACUCACCGCCAUCCAAAUUCCACAGCAUUCGCAAAAAUUUCGAUGACGAUCUGGUCGAGUCCAAAUUUGCCCCACUAAAGCGUCCCACGUUCAGCAAGGUCCUAGGCAUGGUGCUCACAACUACAACUACAGCAACAGAAACAUCAACAGAAAAUGCCGCAGACACUGCGGAACCAGUUGUAGCUGAGCCUGAAGUGGAGCUAGUCAAUCUGGAAGUACAGCCGGCUGAGCUGAAUGUAGCUGCUGAUUCACCCAAAGCAGAGACGCCCAUGGAAAUUGAGACGGCUGCGCCAGCUGUGGAGCCCGAGGACGAUGUAGAUCCAUUGGAUGCAUAUAUGCAAGAGGUGAAUCGAGAAAUGCGCCGAGUCAAUCACUUUGUAAGUCCCGCCAAGGCGCAGGGCGUGGUCAUCCUAACGGGCGUGGCUAAGAAGAAGACUUCGACGGUGAAGAAGGGCGAACUAAUUGAACAAAAUAUGGACAGCCUGGAGUACUCCAGCGAGGAUGAACUGGAGGAUAUACGCGAUACGGCUGUCAAUCUGGCCAUGAAGCAUCGCAAAGAGCUGGCCAAGAUCGAUCAUUCCUCUGUCAGCUAUGCGCCAUUCCGUAAGAAUUUCUACGUCGAGGUGCCCGAGCUAGCCCGCAUGACCAAUUCCGAGGUGGACAAGUAUCGCAGUGAGCUCGAGGGUGUCCAGGUUAAGGGCAAGGGCUGUCCCAAGCCGAUCAAGACGUGGGCACAGUGCGGCGUCAGCAAAAAGGAGAUGGACGUUCUGCGCAAGCUGGGCUUCGACAAACCCACGCCCAUACAGUGCCAGGCGAUACCGGCGAUAAUGUCUGGGCGUGAUCUGAUAGGUAUUGCUAAGACUGGCAGUGGCAAGACGUUGGCAUUCAUUUUACCAAUGUUUAGGCAUAUUCUUGACCAGCCGACGCUCGAGGAUGGCGACGGUGCCAUUGCGAUCAUAAUGGCGCCGACCCGCGAGCUCUGCAUGCAGAUUGGCAAGGAUAUACGCAAAUUUAGCCGUUCGCUUGGCUUGCGGCCCGUUUGCGUUUAUGGCGGCACCGGCAUUUCCGAGCAGAUUGCCGAAUUGAAGCGUGGCGCCGAGAUCAUUGUCUGUACGCCCGGACGCAUGAUUGAUAUGCUGGCUGCGAAUUCGGGGCGUGUUACCAAUCUGCGACGGGUCACCUAUGUGGUCUUGGAUGAGGCGGAUCGUAUGUUCGACAUGGGCUUCGAGCCGCAGGUGAUGCGCAUCAUCGAUAAUGUGCGUCCCGAUCGACAGACGGUCAUGUUUAGUGCCACAUUUCCACGUCAAAUGGAGGCACUCGCCCGUCGCAUACUUAAGAAGCCUGUCGAAGUAAUCGUUGGUGGGCGCUCUGUGGUCUGCAAGGAUGUCGAACAGAAUGUCGUCAUACUAAGCGAUGAGGCAAAGUUCUUCAAGCUGCUGGAAUUGCUGGGCGUCUACCAGGAGACGGGCAGCAUCAUAGUCUUUGUCGACAAGCAGGAGAACGCUGACAUUCUGCUGCGCGAUCUAAUGAAGGCGUCCUAUCCAUGCAUGAGCCUGCACGGUGGCAUCGAUCAGUUCGAUCGUGACUCCACCAUAAUUGACUUUAAGUCUGGCAAGGUACGUCUGCUGAUUGCCACAUCGGUGGCAGCGCGUGGCCUCGAUGUCAAGGAUCUCAUACUGGUUGUUAACUACGAUGUGCCCAAUCACUACGAGGACUAUGUGCACAGAUGUGGACGCACUGGUCGAGCUGGCAACAAGGGAAGCGCGUUUACAUUCAUUACGCCGGAGCAGUCGCGUUAUGCGGGCGAUGUGAUACGCGCUUUGGAUCUAUCCGGCACUCCCGUACCGCCCGAUCUGCAAACGCUGUGGAACGACUAUAAGGCAGCACAGGAGGCGGAGGGCAAGACGGUGCAUACGGGCGGCGGCUUCAGCGGCAAAGGUUUCAAAUUCGAUGAGCAGGAGUUCAAUGCGGUCAAAGAGAGCAAGAAGUUGCAGAAAGCGGCCCUUGGCUUGGCUGAUUCCGAUGAUGAGGAGGAUAUCGAACAGGACAUCGAUCAGCAAAUCGAGCAAAUCUUUGCAGCCAAACGCACCGUCAAAGAUACCUCGCUGGCCGGCACGGCGCUGGCUGCGGCCAAUGCCGUUGUGAAUGCCCUCAGUGCGGCCAUCUCGUCGCCCCUUGCCGCCGCACAGCAACAGCAGCAACAGCAACAGCAGCAGCAACAACAGCUGCAACAACAAAUGACCACAUCCGUGGCCAUGGGCUCGGACAAACUGGAGCUGGCGAAGCGUUUGGCCUCCAAGAUAAGCAGCAGUCGAAAUUUGGAUACGAAGGCGACACAGGUGGCCGCCGAGUCGAUAAUGAAGGGUCAGGCGGGCGUUGGCACCGGACAGCCAAUGUUAACAGCGCGCACCGUGGUCGAACAGCUGGCAGCCAAGCUAAACAACAAGCUCAACUAUCAGCCCAAGGAGGAUGAGGAGGGCCUGGCCGCGCUGAUGGGCAGCAACUCUAACUCGUUUACCAAAUACGAGGAGGAGCUGGAGAUCAAUGAUUUUCCACAGCAGGCACGCUGGAAGGUUACCUCCAAAGAGGCACUGGCCCAAAUCUCCGAAUACUCGGAGGCGGGCCUCACGGUCCGUGGCACCUAUGUGCCUCAAGGAAAGAAUCCGCCCGAAGGCGAGCGGAAACUUUAUUUGGCCAUCGAGAGCUGCAGCGAACUGGCCGUGCAGAAGGCCAAGCGAGAGAUCACGCGCCUCAUCAAGGAGGAGCUGCUCAAGCUCAGCUCAGCCCAUCAUGUCUUCAACAAGGGGCGCUACAAAGUGGUCUAGACUUAUACCUAAAUAUAUAUAUAUAUAUAAGUGUAUAUAUAUAUAACGUAAAAUCCAUCAUUUAUCUAGGCCAAUGUCUAAAAGAAACAUUCAAUGAAAAGCUGUUUAUAAAUGCCUAAUUUACCGCAAGAAAAAACACGAAAAAACAAAACUAAAUAUCGUCUAUCUAUUAUUAUUCCCCCUCAAAUUCGCCGCCAAAAUUACAAAAGGAAAGUGUUACGAGUUCUGUGAGACCGUGCCCUACAGUUAUUCAUCAUAUUAGUCACAUAGAAGCCCUGCCUAGCCUAGAUGCAGUUUGUCUAAAUCGAAAUCCUUCGAUUACCAUUUCAAAAAACCCUUGAACUAUACAAAAUACGAAAUCAUUCACAUACACACGUUUUUUUCUUCAAUAUAUAAGGCAAAUAUCUGAAUAUUUAGAGAGCUUAAUAUAACCUAUAUUUGUAUUUGACGCGAUUCGAUGAAAUAAAUAUAAAUAAA
Molecule: messenger RNA, 4432 nt
Organism: Drosophila hydei
Lineage: Eukaryota; Metazoa; Arthropoda; Insecta; Diptera; Drosophilidae
Gene: Prp5
Product: probable ATP-dependent RNA helicase DDX46
Exons: 5
Molecular function (GO): RNA helicase activity; ATP binding; RNA binding
Source: RefSeq, a predicted model, not a curated record